CGCAGAGGUGCAUUUGCUACUUCUAGCCUGUCACAAGCUAAUGUUCAGUAUGUCUGAGAAGGAGCUGGGGAAAAAGUGGGACCGAUGCUUAGCAGACGGUGCCAUUAAAUUAGGCACCGGUCUGGGGUUAGGCAUUGUGUUUUCUGUUCUGUUCUUCAAACGGCACACAUGGCCAAUUUCACUUGGCUCGGGAGCAGGGCUCGGCAUGGCGUAUGCCAAUUGUCAGAAUAACCUGAGGUCACAUUAUAUGCUGCACAGAGGCGACAAGGAGCAAUAACUGCACGUCACCAAGGGACUGUCUUUUUUUUUUUUCCAAAGUGUUUGUUUUUGUUUUGAUUAUGGGUGCGUCACCAUUUGCACUGUUCUACAGUCAGACUCUUGUCUCCCUGUUGACAUCCUUCCUUGUAUGACUGUAUGAUUUGUAUAUGCCCUAUAAGGAUGGUCUGUGUUUAUUUAAUAAAAUAAUUAUUAAAAAAAG
Pelmatolapia mariae (spotted tilapia) is the source of this 478-nucleotide messenger RNA. RefSeq names its product mitochondrial contact site and cristae organizing system subunit 10 (gene micos10). The record is from RefSeq and is a predicted model, not a curated record. Gene Ontology annotation, cellular component: mitochondrion; mitochondrial inner membrane; MICOS complex. NCBI's taxonomy places the organism in Eukaryota, Metazoa, Chordata, Actinopteri, Cichliformes, Cichlidae. The transcript is spliced from 4 exons. Bases 41 to 277 code for a protein of 78 amino acids.